AUGUCACCUGAUGCAGCAGAAAGCUCUACUUCUAACUUAGAAAAUACUGAGUCUUCAGUUUUACCCCAGCGCUCGUCUUCUGUAGCACAGACGGGAGGAGGUAUUAUCUCAUCAAGUGACUUCAUUGAGCCUUCGACCGAGUCUUUGCUUACACAUUCUUCAGAGAUCCCAACUCAUUCAUCUUCAUCCAGUGAUCUUGCUGGAGUUGGAAGUAGCCAUCAAUCAGUUAUAAUUUCGGACCGAGAAAAGGGGAUUUCCAGUUCUCCUGCUCACAGGACGUACGUGUCAACAGCUUUCACCAGAGGUGGGGAGAAGACAUCUGAGUCUCAAACUCACAGCAGCACAUCGACUGUGGCAGCAGAAAUCUUCACGACUACUAGAGAUGCAGCCAAGUCUUCAGACUCAACCCAGUUCUUGUCUUCUGUAUCACAGACUGGAGGUUUCAGUAUCUCAUCAAGUGAUGCCGAUUUCAUGGAGCCUUCCACCGAGCCUUUGCUUACAGAGUCUUCUGAGAUCUCAACGUUUUCUUUACCAAAUGAUAUGUCCACUUACUCUUCUUUCCAAAAUGAUCCUUCCAGCUUUGCAAGUAGCUAUCAACCGGUUAGCAGCAUCGAGACUGAGAAAAGGACUUCUGCUUCUCGCACUGACAGCACGUACAUUUCAACCACGUUCAGUAGAGGCGGAGACAGGACUUUACUGUCUAUAUCAAAUAACAGUACCUCUGCCGAAUCAUCAGAAAGUUCCACUUUUUAUGCAGAUAUUUCCAGCUCUUCAGAAUUAGCACAGUCCUCAUCUUUUAUGACUCAGAGCAGAGGAAGUAACAUAUCUUCAAGUGAGGGGGAUUUAAUUGCUCCGUCUACGGAGCCUUUGCUUGUACAGUCUUCCAAAAUGGCAACUUACUCUUCUACAGUCAACUUACAAAAUACAACUCUGUCUGUCACUGGCACUGAAUCAUCAUCAACUGGCAGAUCAUCAUCAUCAUCAGUGUUUCCACCUUCUUCCUCAGCGGCAUCAUUACAACCCUUGAUUUCCUCAACGCCACUGCCUCCUCAGUCAUUUGCAUCAUCAGAGUCCUCUCUACCAUCUUCUUCAUCAGGGAUACGACCAUCAUCACUCCCACCACCAUCUCUGUCAUCUUCAUCCGCCUCCUCGUCAGUCACGUCCUUUCCUAUAGUAUCAUCUGUAUUACCUUCAUCGUCUUCGUCAUCACGGGCUAGCGAUAGUUUUCAGACCAGUGUGUCCACAGUUACAUCGGAAGGGUCAGACCGAACUGAGCCCACCUCUGCUGUAUUCUAUGGGAGUACACCCGGACAAUACAGGAAUCACAGUGGACCGCACCAGCAGAAAGAAAGCACUAGUUUCAAAACUGUAGAGCCACUUUCUCUUCAGACUGAACCUAUGGAACAGUUCAGCCAUCACUCUUCAUCCACAUCAGCUUCCUUACUAGUGACAGAGAGCUCCACAGGAAGAACCUUCACUUCCAGGACCAUUGGAAAGGAGGACCAUGUGGAAAAGACAACUUUGCUUCCGACAACAGCUGCUACAAGUCUGAGCCAGGGUACCCAACACACUGAGAUGGCAAAAGGAUCAACUAGUAUCUUGCCAAAUAUGACGCAUCAAAGAGAAGUGUUCCCUGCAGUGGAACUAACAACAGGAAAAACUUUUACACUGUCAACAGGUGUGACUUCUGGGCCAGCACAUGCUCUGUCAACUACAGAUCAAUCUAGUACAAUGCACACUCGCGGAGUUCAAAUUGCUGCUACCACAACACUGGCCUAUGUUGCUGCAGUAACUACAAAAGCGAUGGAAACUAGCACUACCGCUAGCAUUAAAAUCACUGAAGAAAAUAUCCCAGCUACACAUCCUCCCAAAACAUCUUCCACUCACAAAACCACUGCAAGGUUUUCCACUACUUUGGCAGCAGCUACCAAACCAACUACUGUUGCUCUCUUAAGUCGCACAAAGGAAUUGGUAACGUCUUCUCAUACAACAGUUAAUAUCUGCUCCACAAACCCUUGUCUGCAUGAUGGAAAAUGCAUUAUUACUGGUGUUGUGGGGAAACAUCUGUGCAAGUGUUCACCAGCCUGGCAAGGAGAAGACUGCAGUGAAGAUGUGGAUGAAUGUCUUUCUAACCCAUGCCCAGCUUUCGCCAUAUGUAAUAACACUCAGGGCUCCUAUGUCUGCAAAUGUCCUCUUGGAUACCAGCUAGAAAAAAGAAAAUGCAGUUUAGUAAAAACAUUUGUUGGUGAACUUCUAUUGAAACUGAACACGACUCAUGGGAAGUAUUCUGAACUCCGUGUAAUUGAAGAUGAAAUAAUAACAAUGCUGAACAUGUCUCUUUCAACGCUACCUGGCUAUUACAACUCAGAAGUUAAAGCUAUAAGGGAGUCCAAUUCUGUCCGAGUUUCAGUUCAAGCUACCUUCUCUUUGAUAUCCAAUGCGACAUUCGCUAUCAUUGUGAGCAGUGUAAAAAGCUACAUUAGAGCUUGCAAAACUGCUGCUGAAACCUGCUUUAUGCUGCUCCACCGAGUUGAUGGCUUGUGUAAACAGAAGGACCCUGAAUGCGACAGAGAAACUUCAGAAUGUUCCGACUCGGAUGGCAUUGCAGUCUGCCAGUGCAAGAGUGGCUACUUUAAAUACAACAAGAUGGAUCAUUCCUGCAGAGCUUGUGAAGAUGGAUACAAGCUUGAAAAUGAGACCUGUGUGAGGUGCCCAUUUGGCUUAGGGGGAUUCAACUGUAGAAACCCGUAUCAGCUAAUCACCGUGGUGAUUGCAGCUGCAGGAGGGGGACUUCUGCUUAUCCUGGGGAUAGCACUGAUCAUUACUUGCUGCCGGAAGAAUAAAAAUGACAUAAGUAAACUCAUCUUUAAGAGCGGGGAUUUCCAAAUGUCACCAUACGCUGAAUACCCCAAGAACCCUCGAGCACAGGAGUGGGGCAGAGAGGCCAUAGAAAUGCAAGAAAAUGGAAGCACUAAAAACCUGCUGCAGAUGACGGAUGUAUAUUAUUCGCCAACUUGUCUACGAAACUCUGAACUGGAAAGAAAUGGACUUUAUCCUCCCUACACUGGUUUGCCUGGAUCUCGACAUUCAUGCAUCUACCCUGGACAAUAUAACCCUUCCUUUAUUAGUGACGAAACCAGACGAAGAGACUAUUUUUAACACAAUUAUGUGGGAGUGGAAGAUCAACGUAGAUACGUGUCCUUGUUUACCAGGUACACUCUGUCACAUGACAGUUCAACUGAUACCAGUCUUAAUCUUCACAUACAGGGAGGACUUUGAACUCAAAAGAACACAGAGUCUUGCUGCCUUGAAAACCCAUCCGUAGUUGUUGUUGAGUAGCGAAGAUGGAAGGGAAGAAUGUACCAGUAUGCAGAUCUAUGAAAGACCAAGGUGGAAGUUUAUGCAAGUUAGCGUGUGUGUUCCGCUUUUGUCUUUGCCAUUGACAUCACAUCACAUGCAUUUGUUAAUAGAUCAGUACAGACAGACAAAAUUUGCUCGCACUCUAAAAUUAAUACCACUAGGGAGUGUUUUGUUUACAGUUGUUGUAAAAUAUUGAUCUGACUACUGUGUGUUUCCUCUUGGCCAACUUUUAUGCAAAGAUACACUAUGGCUAUGUCUAGACUACAGGUGGCCUUUUUUUGAAAAAAAAAGUGGCCUUUUUUUCGAAAAAACUUCAC
Molecule: messenger RNA, 3677 nt
Organism: Pelodiscus sinensis (Chinese soft-shelled turtle)
Lineage: Eukaryota; Metazoa; Chordata; Testudines; Trionychidae
Source: RefSeq, a predicted model, not a curated record